AUGGCUUACGGAGACCAUGAGCGCGUCGUCUCGACGUCGACGUACUCGUCGACGGCCUACGACCCCGCGUCGUACACCGCCAUCAAGGAGCCCAAGGAUAUCGACCAGCAAGGGGCUUCGGACCCCAUGCUGGCGGAUGAGUCCGACAGCAUCCCCGAGUGGAAGGCCUCGAGGCACCAGAUGGUCAUCAUUGCGACGCUGUCCAUCAUGUCCUUUGUCAUCGCCCUGGACGCCAACGUGAUUGUCACGUCUUUGCCUUCCAUCAUUCAAGAUAUUGGCGGAACCUCUACACAGGCUUUCUGGGUCGGCACGGCGUAUUUGAUCUCAUGCGCCGUUGCCAUGCCGUUCCUGGCGUCGCUCAGUGACAUCUUUGGCCGGCCCAUCAUCCUGAUCGGCAGCUUGAUCUUCUUCACUGCCGGCACAAUCUUGUGCUGUCUCGCAGGCGGCAUUGCGCUGCUCCUUGGCGGCCGUGUCGUUCAGGGCAUCGGUGCCGGCGGCAUGUAUGUGCUCAGCCUGGUCGUUUUCACCGAUAUCGUGCCUCUCCGCCACCGACCCAAGCUCUAUGGCAUCAUCCAAAUGGCCUGGGCCAUCGGAUCCCUAGUUGGCCCCAUCAUCGGAGGGGCCAUCGCUGAGCACACCACCUGGAGAUGGAUCUUCUACCUCAAUUUCCCCAUCUGCGGCUACUCGCUCGUCUCCAUCCCCAUCCUCUUGACUCUGAAGCCUCCCACGGCCACGUUCACCGAGAAGCUCAAGCGCGUCGACUGGCUCGGGGGCUUCCUGUUCAUCGGUUCCAUGGUGACUUUCCUCGUCGGCAUCUCCUGGGGCGGCAACGACUUCCCCUGGCGCAGCUCGCAGACCCUGGUUCCCGUCUUCAUCGGCGCCGCCGGCCUUGCUGUCACUCUCCUCUACGAGCACCGCUUCGCGAGGUUCCCUUUCCUGAAGAAGAUCCUCUUCACUGACAUGAGCGCCAUCACCGUCUACGUGCUCGGCCUCUUGCAGGGAUUCAUUCUAUACGGCCAACUCUACUACAUCCCCUUCUACUUCCUCUCCGUCAUGCAGUACAGCCCGACCAUGGCCGGUGUGGCGAUGCUUCCCGUCACCCUUCUCCUGCUGCCCGGCUCCAUCAUCUCGGGCAUCCUCGUAUCCCGGUUCAACGCGUACCGCUGGUCCAUCUGGAUCGGCUGGGCCCUCAUGUCGCUGGCUUCGGGCCUCCUCAUCUACUGGGACGUCGACACGUCGCUGCCCGUGCACAUUGUGACGCUCGCUAUCGGCGGCAUCGGGCACGGCUUCGUCCUCAACGCGCAGACGUUCGUGACGGGCGCCAUCGUCGCGCCGCAGAACUCGGGCCACGCGGCCGCCAUGUACCUGUUCCUGCGCAUGCUGGGCUGCGCCAUCGGCGUCAACGUCGGCUCGACGACGUUCCAGAACGUCAUGGGCCUCAAGCUCGGGCGCAAGGGCAUCGCCGAGGACAUUGCCCAGCGCGCCGAGGAGUACCUCGCCGUCAUCAAGACGCUGCCCGACGGCACCUUCAAGGACGCCGUGCUCGAGUCGUACGCCUUUGGCUUCAAGGGCGUCCACGGCGUCUACGUCGCGCUGGCCGUGCUAGCCUUCUUCGCGAGCUUCAUGAUCCGCCACUACGACCUGAACAAGGUGCACGAGACGGAGCACCAGCUGCAGCAGAACCGUGUCUCGCGACUGUUUGACAGCCGCAAGAACCUGAACCUGAACCUGAACCGCGAGGACCGCAGCCAGCCCAUCCCGUCUUCGCCUGACGACAGCUCUUAG
This is a messenger RNA of Colletotrichum destructivum, 1785 nucleotides long. Its product is annotated as Putative major facilitator superfamily, MFS transporter superfamily. The transcript is spliced from 4 exons. Gene Ontology annotation, molecular function: transmembrane transporter activity. Gene Ontology annotation, cellular component: plasma membrane. Gene Ontology annotation, biological process: transmembrane transport. Bases 1 to 1785 code for a protein of 594 amino acids. Lineage: Eukaryota; Fungi; Ascomycota; Sordariomycetes; Glomerellales; Glomerellaceae. The record is from RefSeq and is a predicted model, not a curated record.